ACAGAGAUGACAGUUCUACACUAACAAAGCAGGAACUUAAAUUCAUAGGUAUUUAUAACAACAAUGAUGUAGCAGCAUCCUUUCCAAAUGUAAUAUCUGGCUCAGGAUCUAGUACUCCUGUCUCCAGCUCUCAUUUACCUCAGCAAUCUUCUGGGCAUUUGCAGCAGGUGGGAGCGCUUUCCCCCUCAGCUGCAUCGUCUGUACCCCCUGCAGCUGCUACAACUCAAGCAAAUACCCUGUCCGGAUCUUCUCUUAGUCAGGGACCAUCUCAUAUGUAUAGCAACAGAUUAAAUCCAACUCCAUCAAUGGCCACGCUCAUAGCACAGUCUGAAAACAAUCAAACAGAUCAAGAUCUUGGAGACAAUGGCCGCAGCAUAGCUGGCCGAGGAAGCUCACCCCGGGGAAGUCUCUCACCACGAUCCCCUGUAAGCAGUUUACAGAUUCGCUAUGAUCAACCAGGCAACAGCAGUUUGGAAAAUCUGCCUCCAGUAGCAGCCAGUAUAGAACAGCUUUUGGAGAGGCAGUGGAGUGAAGGACAGCAAUUUUUAUUAGAACAGGGUACUCCUAGUGACAUUUUAGGAAUGCUGAAAUCAUUACACCAACUUCAAGUUGAAAAUCGAAGAUUAGAGGAGCAAAUUAAAAACUUGACUGCCAAAAAGGAACGUCUUCAGUUAUUGAAUGCACAGCUUUCAGUGCCUUUCCCAACAAUAACAACAAAUCCCAGUCCAUCUCAUCAAAUACAUGCAUUUUCAACACAGACUGCUCCUACUACUGAUUCCUUGAACAGCAGUAAGAGCCCACAUAUAGGAAACAACUAUUUACCAGACAAUUCCCUCCCUGUGUUAAAUCAGGACCUAACCUCCAGUGGACAGAGCACCAGCAGUUCCUCUGCUCUUUCUACUCCUCCUCCUGCUGGGCAGAGUCCAGCCCAGCAAGGCUCAGGAGUUAGUGGAGUUCAGCAGGUCAAUGGCGUGACAGUAGGAGCGCUAGCUAGUGGAAUGCAGACUGUAACAUCUACCAUUCCUGCUGUGUCUGCAGUGGGUGGAAUAAUUGGAGCUUUGCCAGGUAACCAACUGGCAAUUAAUGGCAUUGUAGGAGCUUUAAAUGGGGUUAUUCAGACCCCUGUCACAAUAUCCCAGAACCCUGCUCCGCUCACCCACACAACUGUGCCGCCUAACGCAACACAUCCAAUGCCGGCUACACUGACUAACAGUGCCUCAGGAUUGGGAUUACUUUCUGACCAGCAAAGGCAAAUGCUUAUUCAUCAACAGCAGUUUCAGCAGUUGUUAAAUUCUCAACAGCUCACACCAGAACAGCACCAGGCCUUUCUGUACCAGCUGAUGCAGCAGCACCACCCGCCAGAGCUCCAGCAGCUGCAGCUUCCCAUCAACAACCUUCUCACAGGCACUCAGCCGCCCCCGCUCCACACAGCCUCCACCAACCCCUUCCUCACCAUCCAUGGGGACAGUGCGGGUCAGAAAGUCACAAGACUUAGUGAUAAGGCGGGGCCUGUGGCUCAAGAGAAGAGUUGACACUUGGGAAGGAUCUAAAAAUUGCCUGUCCUGCUGUUCUGGUACUUCACUUCCCUGGCUGCUCCUGCAGUUUUACCACAGCUACGAAGAAAUGCAACAAGAAUCCGCACAACAGAGGACAGCCAGGAGGAUACUCUUGUAAGGCUUUGAUUCAUGUUCUUGUUGCUUUGUUGCACUGAAAUGGAAUUCUCACCCCCUACCCAAAGUGUUUGAACUUUUAAAGAAAAUUUAAUAAUUAACUUUUGUCAGUGAUAUAAUUUACAUGCAAUGAGUUUAUUAAACCAAGAAAACUUUAAUGUAGUUGGUGCACAACUAGUUUUGUAACAAAUUAGAGAUAUGAACAGCAAAACUAAAGACUUACUCCAUUUACGAACUACUCAGUUUUGUGCAAGCUGGAAUAUGAAAUAUGAUCUUAUAUACAAUAUGCUCGCUCUUGUGAGUCAGAUCCUAAAUUCAAGGAACUGUCCAGUUUCUUCUCCUGGGGUUUUAUUCAUUGCCAUUAUAUUAAUCAUCAACUUGGACUUUGCAAACUUUGUUUAAAAAAUUUCCUUUCUAACAAAAUUUGGCCAGUUUUGGUAAUCAAGUUAGUACGGAAAUGUCUACUUCUGCUAAAGGUGAUUUUUCUUCCGCUAAAUGCUUUUUCUUUAUUGUUAUGACCUACUCAUGUUUUAAAGAGACUUUGAGUUAAGUGAGUUCUAAGGCUGCUGGGGGAACCAGAUCAAUUCAAAGUGAUAGAUUUCUUUUGAGAGGCCGCUCUGGAAACUGCUGGUAGGGCCUGGCCUUAACUAAGUGCCUGUUUAGGACCUCCCUGGGUUGAAGCGGCUCUAAAUAGCAGAGCCCCAGCUAGUCAAUCCUCAUAAGUGGCAAGAAGAGGCUGCUCACACCAGUGGCCUUCUGCAUGCUUCUGCCCUUGUUGAAAAUUUCCUAUGCCACUGUAGAUAGCUCAGGCGAAACUACUACCUGGGUGUUUGUCCACUAAUGAGUCACAAGAAAAUGAGGGGAUUUGCUAACAGUCUAUAUUUGUUUUAUUUAAACAAUUUCCAUUUCUGACCAUUCAAACAAAGACAGCCCGGCCACUACAGUUCCUGAAUGGGCAAAACCCAUGCUCUUGAUAUGACAAAAAGUCAGAGUAAGAAAAAAUUGGGGAUAUAAUCAUUGAUCUGUUCUUAAAUGUGUGAAUUAUUAGUGGAAAAGACCCAGCUGUAAUUAGACCUCCACUGUGUAUUUAGCUGGAAGAACAUGUUGAUUCUGCAAUAUGUCUCUUGGUUAAACAUUGCACAGUUCUUACCUCAUUUCUGUAAAUAAGGUUUUGUGAAUCUGUUUUGUAUUGUGAAAAUUCAUAAGAUAACACUGAUAUUUUGAUUUGUAAUAUUUCUAAUUGGUAGAUUUAAUUGAAAAGUAAAAUUAAUUUAUUUUUAUAUGUUCAGGGAAAUUUUAAAGUCAGACCUUUUGUAGAUAAUUUAAAAAACCAGUGUGGUUUAUUUUACUUAUUUAACCCACUGGUUAUUAUUCUGUAACAAUUUGUAUAAAUGGUAAAUUUUGAAUGUGUUGAUAUUUUACCUAGAUGUAAAAUUCCACAUGUAUUAAAAUGUACAAAGUUUUUGUUAAUAAAAUUUAAUAAUGUU
Castor canadensis (American beaver) is the source of this 3157-nucleotide messenger RNA. The record is from RefSeq and is a predicted model, not a curated record. NCBI's taxonomy places the organism in Eukaryota, Metazoa, Chordata, Mammalia, Rodentia, Castoridae.